AUGGAACGCCUGAGGCCCUCUCGCGAGUUCUUUGAGGGAACCCGUGCUGAGGAACCUCCGCCACGUGGCCGGCGAAGACUGCUAUUCCCGGCACCAGAGACGACGCCAGCGAGCGGAGGCAUCGAUCGGCUUGCUGGCAGCCGCUCGAGGCCUGUUCACGGAACGCUGCCUGCAUCGCUGGUGUCUACACCUGAUUCGAGUCCCAGCGGAUGCUCCAUGCCGCCGCACACAGAACGACGGCGCGAAACAUCGAUAGCCUCGCCACCGACCCGCCCCGGUCGACUCGGCCUUCCGCGCGUACUCCAGCAGCGAUACCCGGACCUGCUGUGGGAUCGCCGCAUCCCCCAACUACUGCGGCGCCUUACAAACGAAAGCGAUAAGAGCGAGACGCAGCUUGAGGCGCUGCGAGAGCUUGGCGACGAGGCGGUUUGGUCUGUUUCAUCUGCGAAACAAGGGAACGGCAUCGAGCUGAUGCGUGACGGCAAUGUGCAGACCUUUUUCCAGACCGAUGGUGCGCAGCCGCAUAAGAUCUCAAUUCAAUUUCGUCAGAAAACCAAAGUCUCGCAAAUACGGAUGUUUCUGAACUAUCAAUUGGACGAGAGCUAUACACCGAAUCGAAUCGGCGUCUGGACAGGCACCGAUUUCCACGACCUUCGCGAAACCGUUUUUUGCCAGCUUCAUGAGCCACGCGGAUGGAUCACGAUUCCACUGCCACCGCCGGCCGCUGUCCUGGAAUUCGAUGAAUCCGGACUGGUUGUGUCGACAUCGCCAGCAGCGAGCCCAGCGAUGCAGCUGGUGACCGCGGUGGACGCGCGCGUCGAACCUAGACUCCGUACGGAGGACAGUUUCGAAAUGCCUCCACCUGACGAGCCCAUGCAUACAUCUGUUGACCUAGACCGCAGGGACAGCACCCUUCCUCAUUCGCGAACAGAGAACUCGAUGAACACCAGUGAACUGAGUCGCACGAUGAUGCGAAAGCCUCCACUAGAGUCCGCGUUGGAGGUUUUUCAUCUUCAGAUCGUCAUAUAUGGAAACCAUCAGAACGGGCGAGACUCGCAUAUUCGACAGAUUAUGAUUGUCGGACCACGCGAGCAAGGCAGCGACUUGCGUCCGAGUUCGGAGCAAGGUCUGUUCUUUACAUCGAAAGUUUUCGGAUGUUACGCAGUUCUCCGAUAG
Molecule: messenger RNA, 1176 nt
Organism: Cyanidioschyzon merolae strain 10D
Lineage: Eukaryota; Rhodophyta; Bangiophyceae; Cyanidiales; Cyanidiaceae
Product: similar to anaphase-promoting complex subunit 10
Exons: 1
Coding region: 1-1176 (391 amino acids)
Biological process (GO): protein K11-linked ubiquitination; anaphase-promoting complex-dependent catabolic process
Cellular component (GO): anaphase-promoting complex
Source: RefSeq, a predicted model, not a curated record